AUGUCAUAUUUAUUCUUCCUUCUUUGGUAUUUCUUAUUUAUUUAUAAUAAUAUUACAAAUGCACAUUGUCCCGAUGAUAAAGAUCUUCAACAUCAUCAAUGUAUAUGUAAUUUAACAAAUAAUUAUAUUCAAUGUUCAUCAUUACCUAAUCAAUGUCGUACAUGUUAUCGUUAUAAAGCAAUAAUUUUUGAUGAAAAAGUUAAUAUUCUACCAGUAGAAGCAUUUCGUUUUUAUGAUUUUUUUGAGAAUGAUAAAAAAUUUUUAUUUAAAAUUCAAUUUACUCAAUUAAAUAAUCUUUCAUCAAAGUCAUUUUCGAAAAUGAAUAUUAUUCAAGGUCGAACAUUAAAUAUUAAAAUAUUAAAAUAUACAUCAUCUAUAUUACCAACAAAAGUAUUUGAAGAUAUAAAAAUUCUAUCCAAAUCAAAAGUAAAUAUUGAAAUAUACAAUGUAACAUCUACUAUUUUGACAAUAAGACAACAUGCAUUAGAUGGAAUAAAAUUUCAUCAUAAAAGUCAAUUUCGAUUAUUAAUACUUCAUGCAAAAGAUACAAUUCAAUUUGAAUCAAAUGCAGGAUCAAUUCAAUUACCAUCUUAUUCUUAUAUGGAAUUAUAUUUUGCAAAUUUUAUUCAAGUUGUUUUAAAUGAACAUAGUUUUAAUCAUAUAAAACAAGAAUAUUCAAGUAAAUUAAUUAUAAAAUUUGAUCGUUUUCAAUAUGCAACAUUUUCACAUAAUUCAUUUUUUGAUUUUCAUCAAUCUAAUGAAUCUCGUUUUCAUUUAUCAUUAUUAAAUUUUCAAAAUUUAAAAAUUGAACAAACUUUAUUCGAUAGAAUCAUUCAAUUAAAAUCAUAUUUAAUAAUAUCAAUUUAUAAUUUAACAAAUGAUUUAUGUUUACCAAAUAAAACAUUUAAUCAAAUAAAACAAGAUUUUAAUUCAAUAUUUCAAUUUGAAAUCAAUUAUGGACAAAAUCUUCUUCUAACAUCGAAUUCAUUUAUAAAUAUAAAUCAAAAAUUACAAUCAAAAUUAUCUAUUAUAAUAAUAAAUUCACUUGAUGUUUAUUUUUCUCAUUAUGCAUUAAAUAAUAUUUAUCAAGAAGAUCAAUCAUUAAUUGAUAUUUCAAUUAAAUAUGGACAAAAUUUAAUAUUUGAUGAUUAUGCAAUUAAUAAUAUGUAUAUUUAUCAUUCGAGUAUUUUAAGAAUUGGUUUUCAACAUUCAAGAGGCACUUUACAAAUGGCUAUGAAUGCCUUUUCUAAUAUUAAUGAAGGUCAGAGUGGUAGAUUAAUUUUUCAAAUAAUGAAUUCAUCUAAUUUUUAUUUUCGUUUUAAUCAAACAAGUUCAUUAGAACGUAUAGAAAUUAUUGAUCGAUCAUUAUCUUCUAAUGAUUUUUGUCGUAUAUCAAAUAUUCCAUCACAUAUAUUAGUUAAACUUUUAUUUAAUAAUCAAUGUUCAUGUACAAUUUAUUAUUUAUAUCGUUAUGUUUAUCGUAAGCUUCUUCAAAGUACUACUCUAAAAGAUUUAACACCAUUCUGUUAUUCAAAUAUGUCUUUUGAUGAUAUUGAAUAUUUAGAAAAUGAAUGUUUAUUUAAAAAUAAAAUAAAUAAUUGUCAACAAAUAGAAGGUGAAAUACAAAUUAAUAUUCCACAAGGAAUAUGUCAAGAAAAUUUAAAAUUAAAUCAAAAAAAUAAAUUAGAAAAAAAUUUAUCAUUAAAAUUAAUUCUUAUUAUAUUUGGUUGUUUAAUAUUUAGUAUAACAUGUAUUUAUAUAUUAUUUUCAAAUAAUAGAAGAUCAUCAUUGUGGAAUUUUAUUCCAAAAUAUUUUCAUCGUUAUCGAUAUCAAAAAUUACUAAUAUUUUCAACUGAUUCCGAUGAACAAUUGACACCUAUUGAUCAACAAGAAUCUAAUAAUAAAAUAAAGAGAAUUAUUGUUAUGUAUAAUGCAACAACAGAACAAAUUCAACCUUAUUUCGCUACUGAUGAAAUAGAUUUUAUUUCAUCUAAUGAUAAUCGUGAAAAUCGAGAUAUUACAUUUCAAAUAAAUACAAAUCCAAUGAAUGAAAUCGAAGAUAAUAAUACUCUAGAAAUUACUCAACAUCGUUAA
Rotaria sordida is the source of this 2094-nucleotide messenger RNA. NCBI's taxonomy places the organism in Eukaryota, Metazoa, Rotifera, Eurotatoria, Philodinida, Philodinidae. The record is from the annotation of a GenBank genome assembly.